GUUCAACUGGUUUCUUAGAAUUCAGUGAGAUCAGUUCCUCAUAAGGGUCGACACCGCCGCUAUAAAUACCGAGAGCAGAGGCAGAUUCCUGACGACGUUCUCGCCCGUGAGUUGUGUGGCGAGGUCCAGCUUCUCUAUCUCCCAGAAGAUGCGUGUGGUAGUAGCAAUUCUUUGGGCGGUGGCAGGGGCGGUGUGGGCGCUGGAGGAGGACAGUGUGGGCGCCCUUUACGAUGAACACUUUCCUCCUCUUCACCCUAAUUGUACCCAGAGUCUCACAGACCUUCUCCUGCUGCGCCAAGAAGUCCAGCUGAAAGAGCUGAAGCAGGCCGAGCAAGAGUCUGCAGGGAUCUUGAGGGAGAUGGUGCACGUCCUGAAUGAUAUCAAAGGCGCCCUGACGCAGAACCACACGUCUGCAGAAGUAUCCUGCCCAGCUAGCUUUAGGAAAUUUGGCGACACCUGCCUCUACCUUGCCAAGGACGUCGGCGUUAAUUGGGCAGCUGCUCGGCUGUUCUGUCAAGACUUCGGAGGAGAUUUAGCCGUGUUCCGAGACGCCAACGCAUUCGCACACGCUCUUGGAUACGUCAAAACAUCGGCGCCUGGAAAGAGAAUUGAUGUCUGGGUUGGCGGGACAGACAUCGCGAAGGAAGGCGAAUGGAGGUGGGUCUCCGGAGAAGACAUGCCCAGAGGAACGCCAUUCUGGGGAGACUAUAAUUACGAACGUGAGCCAAAUGAAUUAACCGACGCUAACUGUGCCAUCCUCCACGGCCACGAUGACUACUUACUGCACGACGUUUCCUGUGAUAGGAAAAGUCAUCCUCUCUGUGGGAUCAGCCCCUCGAGGACGGGCUAGCGGUAAGGGCUAGAUUCCAGCAGAUAUGAGUGGCGGAUGGGCCUUAAGGGAAGGAGGCGGAAAGAGGAGUUACCCCCCGAGAGACGUUGACUAUCUGUGUCCUAACCGUCGCAUCGGCAUCGGCUUCGGCAACGCAAGCAGCGAGGAUUUUUGUCUGCGCUUUUAAAUGUUUCUGUUACUCUCGCCUUUUCGGUUAUGCCAUUUU
Penaeus vannamei (Pacific white shrimp) is the source of this 1055-nucleotide messenger RNA. The record is from RefSeq and is a predicted model, not a curated record. Lineage: Eukaryota; Metazoa; Arthropoda; Malacostraca; Decapoda; Penaeidae.